Kwoniella shivajii is the source of this 2541-nucleotide messenger RNA. RefSeq lists its product as uncharacterized. The coding region runs from base 1 to 2541 and encodes 846 amino acids. The transcript is spliced from 7 exons. Gene Ontology annotation, cellular component: nucleus; cytosol. NCBI's taxonomy places the organism in Eukaryota, Fungi, Basidiomycota, Tremellomycetes, Tremellales, Cryptococcaceae. The record is from RefSeq and is a predicted model, not a curated record. Gene Ontology annotation, biological process: peptidyl-arginine N-methylation; regulation of DNA-templated transcription.
AUGCCUCGACAUCCGAUAGCAUUCUCAUUACCUUCACCUGCGCCUUCUCCACCCGACGCACCACGACCCGACCCAUCUCCUCUGCAGCAGGCCAUAUCGAACACCCUUUCUUCUACAGAUUACGACCUUGUUUCCUUACCUCUGACAAACUCUGCUUGGCAAGACAGAUGGGAAAGACUUUGUUUGAGACCGGUGGAAGAUGAGGAAAACUUUACUCCAGAACAGCUGGAAGCAAAGGAUAGAGAGAGGGAAAAGGUAGAUCUGGAAGCUGAUGUGUGGAGACGAGAUGGUGGUUUACGGAGAGAAGAAGUGAACGUUUGUAGAUUAGAAGAAUCUCAAGCUGUGAUUACUACAGCUGCUGAAUGGCUAGAACUGGAUAGUCCUGAUGAAGGAAUUAGAUUUGAUUCGGAGCUUGCUCUCCGAGCAGAAAUGGCACAAGCCUUGUAUCUUUCUUUGCCAGUCUUGAUUAUCCCUGCGCCAUCAUUGAUAAAUCGAGCUCAUCUACCAUCAUACGCACGAGCAAUAUCAAAUCUUUUACAGAUGGGUGGAUCAUCAGCUUUUACUCAAAUAUCAAUACGAAUACCUAUAUCUGAUCCUGUAGAACUUAUCACACAAGGUCCAGCACCGAAUCAACGUGAAUCAAUGAAUAUGACAAUGACAAUGACAAAUUCGAGUUCAGUAGGAAAUAAACAUAAACGAAUAAGCAGUUUAUCGACUAGACCAACUUCAAUGCAUCAAGCUCAAUUGAACCAAAUGAUUAACCAAGCAAAUUCAAGUAACACUACCACCACCAGUAGUAACAAUAAUCCUCAAAAUCUUAGGAUAGCGUCAGGAGCCAGCUCAACAAUGUCAGCUAAAAGUGUAGCUGCUGUUACAGGUGAUCCUAGUUCAACUUGGGAAAUGUGGGAUUGUAUUAGGACUUUAUGUGGAUAUCAUCCAAGGCUAUCAGUCACACUGGAUCUAGGAAAUCCCCUUCCACCUAGUGUAGGAGCAUUGGCAAGAUGGACCGCGGAACCUGUAAAAUACAUUUGGCUGCCCGCAGGCUCGUUCAUACCAAAUGCAAAGGGAUAUCCGGUAUUGAGCAAAGCCUGUCAAGCUUUCUUGAGGGGUAUGAGCAAGCAAAACCCCACAUACGUAUUGCACGGGACUACAAUGCAAAAACACACCGCUGGCGGACCAAAUGCUUACCUCCAAUAUGUUCGACACAUCACUUCCGCUCCUCCUGCCCCUAACGGCUUACCUCCUUCAGCAGACGAAUUCACUUCAGGAUAUGCAGAUUACCUGCAAGCUCCUCUUCAACCUCUGAUGGAUGAUCUCGGGAGUGCUACUUAUGAUGUGUUCGAGAGAGAUCCCGUGAAAUAUAGACAAUAUGAAGAGGCUAUCACGCUUGCUUUGGGCGAUUUGCCAGCCGGACAAACACACGUCGUGACUGUUGUUGGAGCAGGUCGAGGGCCCCUCGUAGCAUGUACUCUUCGCGCAUUAGUCAGAUCAAAUCGUCAAGCAAAUGUUUAUGCAGUGGAGAAAAACCCAAACGCUUAUAUCACAUUACAAGAACGGAAAGCUAUAGAAUGGGGAGAUCAAGUUGAGAUAUUCUUCGGUGAUAUGAGGACAGUCAACAUCCCUGAGAAAUGUGAUAUAAUGGUUUCUGAGCUAUUAGGAUCUUUCGGUGAUAACGAAUUGAGUCCCGAGUGUUUGGAUGGUGCGAUGAGAGUCUUGAAACCUACUGGUAUCUCAAUCCCUACGUCAUAUACUGCUCAUAUAGCUCCUUUAUCCUCUUCGAAACUUUUCCAUGAUGUACAUCAACCAACUCGUCCGGCUGGUUCGACCGAGACUCCUUAUGUCGUGAUGAUGUCUCAGGUCAACCUUAUCUCCGGAGAUGGAGGAGGAAUAUCUGGUCGAUGCGGAGAGAAAGUUCAACAAUGCUGGCAAUUUGAACAUCCAAGGAGGGAUCUGAUAUUGGACGCUACUGGCGCACCAGUGACCAAUACGCAUAACACCCGAUCAUCUCGACACGUCUUCCACAUCCCUCACGCGGCGACAUUACACGGUCUUGCAGGUUACUUUGAAGCUCACUUAUACUCCAAUGUCGGCUUAUCGAUUCAUCCAGAUAACGCUCAUCGUGUAUCACCCGAUAUGUUCUCUUGGUUCCCCUUAUAUUUCCCAUUGAAAGAAGGACUUUACCUUCCUUCCGGAUCAGAACUAGAAGUGAAUUUAUGGAGGUUAUGUGAUUCAAGAGGUAGAAAAAUAUGGUACGAAUGGGCAGUAGAAUCAUACUUAUCUGUUCCACAAAGCACGCCCUCUUCAGCUGGUAUGGGAGGAUUGACGCCAAAUGGAAGUAGACAUGUAUCUGCGUCUGGUCAUCCAGGCGGUCAGCCAAGUCCUCUGAUGGACGCCCCCUUUUCACCUGGUUUCGCCAGUCUAGUAGCGGGAGGAGGAUCAAAUCAAUCAGCGGGUUCAUCAAGUGGGGAAAUAAGUAGAGUGAAAAUCGGUCAAACUAGUUUACAUAAUGUUGGUGGCAUUCAUUCAUGGGUCGGACUGUAA